AUGCAGGCGAAAGUUAUUGGUGGAUUCUUUAUGUCAAUUCAACCAUGGGCAAUAGUUACGGAUUUAGAGUUUGCAAAAAUAGUCCUGAUAAAGGAUUCUGAAUAUUUUCUCGAUCGUGGCUUCUACGUUAAUGAACAAGAUGAUCCCUUGACGGCAAAUUUAAUUAAUAUUGCUGAUGAAAAGUGGAAAAUUCUACGCAAAAAGUUCUCACCUAUCUUUACGAGUGAAAAGAUCAAGAAUAUGAUACCAAUAAUGGUGGGAAUUUCCAAUAAACUCAUUAAGUGCAUCGAUAGAGCAUUCCUGGAAAGUAUAGAUAUCAACCUGAGUGACUACUUAUCAUGCUUCACGAUAGAUAUAAUCGGAAGCUGUGCAUUUGGCAUUGAUUGUGAUACAGUGAACAAUCCUGAAUCAAAGUUUCUUCAAAUUGCCAAAAAAGUCUUUAGCAUUUCAUCAGUUCGAACUGCUAAAUUAUUUUUUCUCUGUGGCUUUCGAAGCCUAGCCAAGAGCCUACAUAUGCGGUGGACUCUGAGAGAAGUUGAAGCAUUUUAUACUAACCUUGUAACAGAAGUCAUUGAGUACAGAGAACGAGAGAAUGUGAAACGAAAUGAUUUCCUUGAUUUGAUGCUUCAGCUGAAAAAUAGAGGAAAGCUCGACAACGAAGCGGAAAAUGAAACAGGUGUUGUUACGCUCAAUGAAAUAAUUGCAAAUGUUCAGACAUUUCUUCUGGCUGGGUAUGACACAUCCUCAGCUACCAUUAAAUUUUGUUUACUGGAGUUGGCUCAUCAUCAAAACAUACAAGAUUGCUUAAGAAACGAACUACGAAGCGUCAUGGAUCAAUUCAGGGAAAUAACGUAUGAAAAAUUAGGAGAAAUGAUAUAUUUGAACAAAGUUGUUUAUGAAACCCUGCGUAAGCAUCCACCUUUCGGCGUCAUCAGCAGAACCCUUUCCAAGGACUACAAAGUCCUAAAUAUGGAUUUAAGCCUACAAAAAGGCACGAUGGUGCUCAUUUCCGUUCUUGGUUUUCAUCACGAUCCACAAAUUUAUCCAGAACCGGAAAAUUUCGACCCAGAACGCUUCAGCAGUCAAGCCAUAAAAUCCCGCCAUCCCUACGCUUUUCUCGGCUUUGGGAAUGGACCACGAAAUUGCAUUGGAAUGAGAUUUGCUCUCAUGCAGAUAAAGAUUUGCCUGGCAACACUCCUGCUCAUGUACAAAGUUUCGCCAUGUUCCAGGACUCAGUAUCCAAUUGAGUACAGCAAAUCUUCUAUGGUUCUAACACCUAAGGAAGGGUGUUGGCUGAGAAUUGAGAAAUGUUAGAUUUUUUUGGUAGAAUAGGUGGGUACUGAAUUUCUUUAAUUAGUUAAUUUAUUUUAAUUGACAAAUUUGUUUAAAAUGUUUGUAUGAAGUAUUGAAAAUUUACGCUAUAUAGUAAUUUUAUAUACAAAAAAGCUCAUGUCUUUAUCACGUUUUAAGUUUAAUUUUAAUGAACGUAUAAAACAAUUAGCAGAAAUUUAUGAUCUGGAUAAAACUAUCUCAUUUCGCAAAUUAAAAUUAUUUCUUUUUAUUUAUUAGUUUAAUAUUUUAAUUUUUGUCAAUAAAAUCCACCUGAAUUGAAUUCAUUUGGCAAGAAACAUUAAUAAUGAUUUUCCUUUGUUCUCUUUUAAUUAUCUUCAUUUGUCAUUGAUUUUAUUUGGUAAUUUUUUUCAAUCAAAAUUAAUUGGGACGU
Messenger RNA from Lutzomyia longipalpis, 1723 nucleotides. RefSeq names its product cytochrome P450 6A1-like. The transcript is spliced from 3 exons. The coding region runs from base 1 to 1314 and encodes 437 amino acids. Lineage: Eukaryota; Metazoa; Arthropoda; Insecta; Diptera; Psychodidae. The record is from RefSeq and is a predicted model, not a curated record. Gene Ontology annotation, molecular function: heme binding; oxidoreductase activity, acting on paired donors, with incorporation or reduction of molecular oxygen; iron ion binding.